This is a messenger RNA of Pristis pectinata (smalltooth sawfish), 5105 nucleotides long. RefSeq names its product tetratricopeptide repeat domain 7B (gene ttc7b). Gene Ontology annotation, biological process: protein localization to plasma membrane; phosphatidylinositol phosphate biosynthetic process. The record is from RefSeq and is a predicted model, not a curated record. Gene Ontology annotation, molecular function: protein binding. Bases 435 to 2585 code for a protein of 716 amino acids. The transcript is spliced from 20 exons. Lineage: Eukaryota; Metazoa; Chordata; Chondrichthyes; Rhinopristiformes; Pristidae. Gene Ontology annotation, cellular component: plasma membrane.
CCCGGUCCUCCCGGCCCCGCUCCAAAUGAACACCGGCCCCUUGCUGCUGAAAUGGCCGCUAAAAAGUCCGGAACCCGGCUGGAGAUCGAGAUCGAGCGCUGCCGGAACGAGUGUCUGUGGGAGAAGAUCCCGGAGCUCGUCAAGGCAACUGUCGGCAAAGCUCAUCGGCAACGAUGACCUGGCAGAGCUGCUGCUUGGAGAGUCAAAGCUGGAGCAGUAUGUGAAAGAUAACCCAAUCAAACCAGGGGCCAGUCCUCCAGAUGCCAAGUCAAAGCUGAUUGAAGUGAAGAAGCACCUCAUAGCUGCCCUGGACAGAGGCAAUUUGAAGCAAGAGUUUAUGCAGGAAGCCAACAUGCUUUUGGCCAAGUGUUAUUACGUGGAGGGUGACCACACACGAGCUCUUGCCCUAUACGACAAGAUAAUUCCUGGACAAGAUGCAGUUGGUAGCGGUGCCUGUUUACAGACUCAGAAUCAUUGCCGAAUCCUAUGCUACAAAAGGUCUGUGUCUGGAGAAGCUGUUAUCAUCAGGAUCAUCGCAAAAUGAUCUUCAGCUUGAUCCUGAACAAGAAAUAAUUACAUGUUAUGAGAAAGCUGGUGACAUAGCUCUGCUUUAUUUACAAGAAAUCGAAAAGGUAUUGAACACUAACAUUCAGAACAGAAGUCCGAAGCCUGGUUCGGCAUUCCAAGAACAAGAACUGGGAUUUUUCCUCGAAACAGGACUUCAACGAGCACACGUCAUUUAUUUCAAAAAUGGAAACUUGACACGAGGAGUUACUCGGUUUCGAGAAAUCUUGAGAGCUGUGGAAACGAGGACGACGCAGAAUUUGCGGAUGACAAUUGCCAGGCAGCUGGCAGAGAUACUCUUGCGAGGAAUGUGUGAACAGAGUUACUGGAAUCCACUGGAAGAUCCCCCACAGCGUUCACUGCUGGACGACUCUCUCUACACAGGCUCCUACACCAAGAACUAUGCACUGAGCCGGAGACCAAAAGUGUACACUGGAGACAGCAUUUUCUGUCCUCAAGAAAACACAGAAGAAGCUCUUUUGCUGUUGCUCAUUAGUGAGUCUAUGGCUAACAGGGAUGCAGUGCUGAGCCGGAUCCCAGAACACAACAGUGAUCGGGUUAUCAGUUUGCAGAGUGCCUCCAUUGUCUAUGAUCUGCUCACCAUAGCACUGGGAAGACGGGGACAGUACGAAAUGCUGUCAGAGUGCUUGGAACGAGCAAUGAAGUUUACGUUUGAGGAGUUUCACCUUUGGUACCAGUUUGCAUUGUCUCUGAUGGCUGCUGGCAAGUCUGCCCGGGCAGUGAGAGUACUGCGAGAAUGUAUAAGACUCAAACCAGAUGAUCCCACAAUCCCGCUCCUUGCUACCAAGUUGUGCAUCGGAUCUCUUCACUGGUUGGGAGAGGCCAAGCAGUUUGCUGAAAUGGUGACCGAGAUCAAUGAAAAACCUGAGUUUCGAGCUAAAGGCUUCUUGGCUCUCGGCUUAACUUAUAGUCUCCAGGCCACAGAUGCAACAUUGAAAGGAAUGCAAGAGGACCUCCAGAAAAAAGCACUGCGAGCAUUUCAGAGAGCCUACGGGUUAUCUCCAACUGACCACCUGGCUGCGUACUACCUGGCUCUUCAACUUGCCAUAUCAAGGCAGAUCCCAGAAGCAUUAGGUUACGUCCGACAAGCCUUGCAGCUGCAGGGAGAUGAUGUGAACUCUCUGCACCUACUGGCGUUGCUGCUCUCAGCCCAGAAGCACUACCAUGAUGCUGUAAACAUCAUUGACAUGGCACUAAGUGAAUACCCUGAACACUUCGUAUUGCUGUUCACUAAAGUAAAGCUGGAAUCAGUGUGCAGGGGCCCCGAUGAAGCUCUGCUCACCUGCAAGCACAUGCUUCAGAUCUGGAAGUCGUGCUACAAGCUCACAAACCCCAGUGACUCCGGGAGAGGGAGCAGCCUUCUGGACAGAGUUAUAGCAGACCGGCGGAACCUGAACACCAUCACUCUGCCCGAUUUCAGUGAUCCCGAGACAGGUUCAGUGCACGCCACAUCGAUCGCGGCUUCGAGAGUGGAGCAAGCACUGUCAGAGGUGGCCUCGUCUCUGCAGAGCAGCAUGCCCAAGCAGGGGCCGAUGCACCCCUGGAUGACCCUGGCCCAGAUCUGGUUGCACGCAGCUGAAGUAUAUGUUGGAGUUGGAAAACCGACCGAAGCCACAGCAUGCAUCCAGGAGGCAGCUAACCUCUUCCCCACAUCGCACAAUGUCUUGUUUAUGCGUGGCCAAGUGGCAGAACUCAGAGGGAAUAUCGAUGAAGCCAAGCGCUGUUACGAAGAGGCUCUGUCCAUCAGUCCCACUCACGUCAAGACAAUGCAAAGGCUGGGGCUUAUCCUUCAGCAGCUGGGUCGCUACAGUCUGGCCGAGAAGAUCCUCCGCGACGCCGUGCAAGUCAACUCCACCGCGCACGAGGUGUGGAACAACCUGGGGGAGGUGCUUCAAGCCCAGGGCAGCGACGACGCAGCCACCGAGUGUUUCCUCACCGCGCUGGAGCUGGAGGCCAGCAGCCCCAUCGUGCCUUUCACCGUCCUCCCCAGGGUGCUCUGAGGCAGAGCGCCGAGUCUGAGAGGGUUCCCUCGUGGUCCCAAAGAACCAGGGCAGUCUGUGGGAAUGCCACUCACUGAACUCCUACAGUCUCUCCCUCAGGUCAGCUGUGUCAUUGUGCUGCUGUGUUUCCCUAUGAGCCGAAGCACCCUAUGGAUCGACUUAUUCAACGCCUCCCUCCUAUCAAACCCUUGCCAUUUCUAAAUCUUCCACAUCUCACCCACACCCCUUUCCCUCCAACCCUGCCAAAACUGGGGUCCAAGGAAAAGCAGGAAUCCUGCCUUCCAGCACAUCAUUCCCAGCUCCAGUCAUCGGGAAGUUGCUGCACUUAAAUUAAGGGCAGUUUUGUCAAUAAAAGCUCCCCAUGCCACCUUAUUACAGUUCCCCCGUGCUGUAGGUGCACCCCAAUUUACACAUUUGUUAAAUUGUUUCCAAUAGGUCUCUGCUGAGUUUUGCACCCACACCAUAAACCAAAAUGAACCUUGGAAAGAAGUCAGUCUCUGCAUAUGGGUCAUAUAAAGAUAUAUAUGUAUUUAUGUACAGUAGUGUAUGUAUAUUCUAUUUGUAUAUUAGAUGUUUAUUCAUGAAGAGAUGGCCAGUAGCUGAUGUAACUCCAAAUUACUGAACUCUAUGUGUAGAACUAUGCACCCCAUUGUGGACUGGUUUUUGCACCUUGUGUCAGAAUACUGCCUUUUCACCUUUGAACCAACUAUGGGACCAACUAGUGCACAGCUACUAAUGAAUGAAGCAAUAGAGUUCUGAUCUUUAAAGCCCCUCGCAGAUUAAUUGUCAAUUACUUCUCAUACAAUUAACUGUAAACUGAGAGACGCAUCCUUAGCUAAUUCAGUACAGUGGAUAUUUGAUGGGGUGUCCCCAGGAUUGUGACUUAUCACUUGCUGGGAGCUUAUCAUUUCCUGGGAACCUACACAAUCCUAUAUUACUACAGUGACAACACUUCUAACAAACAUCACCAAGCUUGGAAUGCCUCGGGAUAUCCUGAAUGCCUCAAUAAAACACCUCACUUUCUUCUGCCUCUCCUCUGUUUGCCUCUCUCUCAUAUACUGCAGGUUAACUAGACAGCAGGCACUGUGGCAAGCUGUUCUAAAUGUUGUCCCUCAGCAUCUGGAGAAAGAGCAAGUGGUUUUUGAUCCUUUUGUCUGAUCUAAAGCAGGGUAACUUCACCAACUCCCAAGCCGAUCAGCCCAGCCAAGUGGCUGUGUGAACUCGGCACAGACUCUGGCCUGGCACUUGCUUCUUGCCUGAUGUGUGUGAGUCCAAGGUAGCGCGUCCUGCAGAGCGCCAGACACAAUCAGCCUUUAUACAUAUCACAGGCUCUGUUUAUGUGGAUGACCACUGCUAUGUUGGGCUGUGCAGGGGCAGGGUGCAGGUUUAAUCCCCAGCUCAGCUGAAGUUGGAAGGAAACUCUGAACCCAUCUCCUGCUCUUUCCAGAGGAGUUGCCCAGAUCUCAGGGUCACCGUGGGGUUGCCGAUGGAACCAGAGAAGGUCCUGGCCCUCUUCUUCCAAGGGCUGGCUUUGGCCACACCAUCUGAAGUGACGUGUAAGUCCGUGUUCACAGCAGGCUCACACUCCCACAGACCUCCAUCAAUGCUGCAACCCACACUCCAGGGAUCAUCCGGUAAACCCUGCCGCAUUCCCAGCAGACACUGCAGCAGAUUCCGAGGAAUUCCCAAUGGGAGUCAUGGUGUGAUCUGGGUAUCACCAGGUAAACUGAGCAAACCCUAAUCCUGCCUCCCCAAGCCCUGUAGGCACACACGCCCACAAAUGCCCAAUAACCACAGCAUUGUUCCCAGAAACAUGGGGCAGCUCGGAGUGCCGUCUCUUCCCACUGAGCCUGGUUGUACAGGUGGGGAGGGAGUUACACCGGGGAGGGAACAAACGUUCUGUGAGGGCGUCGUCAACCUUGCACCCUCUUUCAUUGUACGGAUUAUCCCCCUGUGUAGACUUACCCCUUACCCCCAGCCCCAUCACCCUGAGCCCCCAGCCCCAUCACCCCUCACCUCCAGCCCCAUCACCCCUCAUCCCCAGCCCCAUCACCCCUCACCCCCAGCCCCAUCACCCCUCACCUCCAGCCCCAUCACCCCUUACCCCCAGCCCCAUCACCCCGAGCCCCAUCAGCCCUCACCCCCAGCCCCAUCACCUCACACACCGAGCCCCAUCACCUCUCACCCCCAGCCCCCCAGCCCCAUCACCCCUCACCUCCAGCCCCAUCACCCCUCACCCCCAGCCCCAUCACCCCUCACCUCCAGCCCCAUCACCACUCGUCCCCAGCCCCAUCACCCCUUCACCCUGUUCCAUCAACCCCAGCCUCACCCCCAGCCCCAUCACCCCUCACCCUAUCCCAUCACCCCCAGCCCCAUCUCACCCCCAGCCCCAUCACCCCUCACCCUAUCCCAUCACCCCCAGCCCCAUCUCACCCCCAGCCCCAUCACCCCUCACCUCCAGCCCCAUCACCUCUCACCCCGACCCCAUCACCCCUCACCCCAGCCCCCCAGCCCUCUCAC